AUGAUAAAGGUCAGUAACGGUGUGGAAGAUUCUAUUAAAUCCAUGACAAACCUUAGAGUGAGGAUGCCUGAUGAAGCCGACGCAGUCGCAAAUUUGUCUGGAUCGUCUGGUUCCACUGGACCACCUGCAAGACCGUCUGGGUCAACCGAACCGCCUAUCGCUACAUCCGCUGGUCCUUCUAGUUCGUCUUCUGGAACGUCUUUCUCUUCUCCGCCUCAGGUGUUCUUGUCGUAUAACUGGGAUAUACAGCUUAAAGUAGCACAGCUGAAGGAAAGACUCGAGCAGAGGGGAAUAACUUGCUGGAUGGAUAGACCGAACGUUGGCCUUGGAGACGAAUUGAGAGGAACUAUUGCACAUGGCAUAACAAAUUGCAAGAUGCCAACGUCCCCGCGGUGUCUGCUUACAUUCGUAGACAGUGAGUGCCACGGUCGUCUACAAAAGUUGGAUUCCUCCCUUUCGUUUCUUCUUGGGGCCGACGCAGUCGCAAAUUUGUCUGGAUCGUCUGGUUCCACUGGACCACCUGCAAGACCGUCUGGGUCAACCGAACCGCCUAUCGCUACAUCCGCUGGUCCUUCUAGUUCGUCUUCUGGAACGUCUUUCUCUUCUCCGCCUCAGGUGUUCUUGUCGUAUAACUGGGAUAUACAGCUUAAAGUAGCACAGCUGAAGGAAAGACUCGAGCAGAGGGGAAUAACUUGCUGGAUGGAUAGACCGAACGUUGGCCUUGGAGACGAAUUGAGAGGAACUAUUGCACAUGGCAUAACAAAUUGCAAGGUGUUUAUAAGUUGCCUAACAAAGAAGUAUUGCUACUCGGACAUGUGCCAACGUGAAGCCAAACUGGCCAGCGAGCGCAAGAAGCACAUUGUACCAUUGCUGUUUGAAGAUUUGGGUUCGUGGCCGCCACAAGGUAGCCUUGCUUUGGUGUUUACCGACACCCUUUACCUUAAGCUGCCGGAUGGCGUGCUUACCGACAUAAAGUUCGAAGAACUUUUAAAAAAAAUUGAGGAGGUUGUUUACUCCUAGAGCGAAUAAUGCUUUUCUUUACAAUAAGGAGAGCGGAGGAAACCCAGAUAUGAGCUAUAACUCAUCCCGUAUUUUGGAUUAAUUUCCUUUUUUUUAUCUUCAAUAUUUCCCUAAUUGUUGCUACAUUUGUUGCCUUUUUUAAUCAAAGAUGUAAACUUAAGUUUACGCCAACCUGCUAAGAUUGCAAAUGAUGUUUGCGAAAAAGCGAUGAGUGACUGCGUCACGUUCUGUGUAUUUGCACUAAGGAAUUCUUCCUACAUGUUAGUUUCCAAGAAUAUUCCUAUUGGAGUCUUUCGGCUUCUUAAGUGUCCCCAAAAAAUUUACUCGUGAAACAACACUCAAGCAAGAAGAACACAAAUUCCGGCCCUGAGCACACUAGUACGUUUUCAAUCUUCGUUUUCAUGUAGGAGAAAACGAAGCAAAUGUUUCUGCCCACACGAGCGUUAUCAUAGCGUUUUCACUUGUCUAAACCAAAACGUCCCAAAACGAGAGGGACCUGUAAUUCCGCAUGCGUAAGAGCAACCACAUCCGUUAUUUUUUUGACACCGUUGUCAAAAGUCUCCGUUGUCACCUGUCCCAUAUCAAACUUUAGGCUAGAUUCGGUCAGACAAUAGGGCUCAAAAGCACAUCUUUUAUGGUCAUUUUCUUAUUUUGAGGGGAUUAAUUAAGUUCUUUUGUUAUGGGCAAAAGAGCUUGAAUUGUCGACUCUACGCCGAAUGCCUGAGCGCGAAAUUUGAAAUAAUCGGAAAUGGCUUAAAUGAAGAACCUAAUUUGCUUCCGUGGAGGAGUAAAGGAGUUUUCCUUUUUUAGCGACAACUCCUUGCUUACCGGGUGACGGAGUAAAAGUUUGUGUAGGCACAGAGGGGAAGGAGUUUAACUCUACGACAUGAUAGCGAUUCAAAACUCUGGCACCUUCGCGCUAUAAUCGCUGAAAUAAAGCUGGGAUUACACGAUUUA
This is a messenger RNA of Stylophora pistillata, 1977 nucleotides long. RefSeq lists its product as uncharacterized. NCBI's taxonomy places the organism in Eukaryota, Metazoa, Cnidaria, Anthozoa, Scleractinia, Pocilloporidae. Gene Ontology annotation, molecular function: protein binding. Gene Ontology annotation, biological process: signal transduction. The record is from RefSeq and is a predicted model, not a curated record.